UCAAUACAUUUGACAUCGCAUAGCGGGAAGCACGAAUUUUAUUACAUCAUGUUUACAAUAAUUUCAUUUCAAGUAGGAGUAUAAGUAUAUUUGCUUGCUUAAUUCAUACCAAAUUAUUGAGUAGUAGUAGUCAUUUGUGACAAGUACAAACAAUAUACCAUAUAACAGCUGUGAUAAUAUUUUUAUUCACCAACCAGUGAGAAGUAAGGUUAUAUUUCUAUAACAUUUAGAGAAGUCUUUUAGCAAAUAAUCAAACAUGGGUGUUACUGAAGAAAAAAGAUCUAUAAAAUCUUUAUACCUGCCGCCGUUACUGGCUGGGGCAAUGGCUGGAUUUUCUGUUGAUGUUGCUUUAUAUCCUUUGGAUACGAUAAAAACUCGCUUGCAGAGUGCACAAGGGUUUCAAAAAGCUGGAGGAUUUAAUGGCGUUUAUAGAGGUCUACUCACUGUGGCCUCAACAUCAAUGCCUACAACGGCUUUAUUUUUUGUAUCAUAUGAGGCUACUAAGAAAUUGUGCACACCAUAUGUGAAUGCUCAGUACACUCCCCUAGUCCACAUGUUUGCAGCCAGCGUGGGGGAAGUGUUGGCGUGUGUCAUACGAGUGCCCACAGAAAUAGCAAAGCAGAGGAAACAGACGUAUGUAGGACCUAAGGCUCGGAGCAGCAUAUCUAUAUUGUUAGAAGCGUACAAAGCGGAGGGUUUCCGCAAGGGUGUGUACCGCGGGUUCCUGUCGACGGUGGCGCGCGACCUGCCCUUCAGCUUCAUAGAGCUGCCUGUCUGGGAGUUCCUCAAGACCACCGUCAAGAACCAUAAUGAUGGACAAAUCAGUAGUUUACAAAGCGCCAUCUGCGGUUCCAUAGCGGGCGGCUUCGCAGCGGCAGUCACCACUCCCCUGGACCUUGCCAAGACCAGGAUCAUGCUGGCGGAAGACUAUGCGGUGACACGGAAGCUGCGCAUCAAACCUAUCCUGGUCUCCAUCUACAUGGAGUCAGGAGUGAGGGGACUGUUCGCUGGAGUAACGCCGAGGUUAACCGGCUUUACGAUAGGAGGCUUCGUGUUUUUCGGAGUCUAUGAUAACACGAAGAACUUUUUCGAGAACUUUCUGGAUAGAUAGUUGACGGUUCUGGUGAUUUGUGAUGGAUUAAGCCGGUAUUGGCUGUGGAAUAUGGAGUGUCCUAUAUGUAAUUAUGUAAGAUACACUCUGACAGGUUUAGAUAAUAGAAUAUUUCUCACAGUAUCAGGAACCACCAGCAGUAGAGAUCUCGUCUAAGAUUGGGAAGGGAAUAAUACAGGGUUGGUAUUAUUAUAUAUCUUGCAAGGCAUAAUAUCGUCAUGUAGCCAUCUUAACCUAAACAAAUGAAACGCUGUUCCAUUUCUGUGGUAGUUGGACCAAAUAUUUAGAUUUAUACUUACAGCAAUGUAUAUUGUUAUACCGAUAUAUAGUGAUAUAGUAACAAUGUUGGAUUUUAAAUGUGUUUAUAUUUUAUUUAUUUCAAUAAUUUAGAUUUAUCUUGAAGAUAGCCGUCUUACAUGCCUUUGACACUUAACUAAAUAAGUGAGUAAUGGCGACUCUAACUACAUUCAGAUCGGCCACAAAUACUUAGCUAACUAAAAACUGGUCGAUACAUAUUGUAAGUAUUUUAUUUGGUAUAUAAUGGUUAUUGACCGUGUUCAAGGCGAUUUAUUAUUAAGUUAAUUGUUAUGUUUUGACGUAUUGAUUGUUUUUGUUGCCAAAUAUCAAUAAAUUUGUUACA
Messenger RNA from Manduca sexta (tobacco hornworm), 1751 nucleotides. RefSeq names its product S-adenosylmethionine mitochondrial carrier protein homolog. Gene Ontology annotation, cellular component: mitochondrial inner membrane. Gene Ontology annotation, molecular function: S-adenosyl-L-methionine transmembrane transporter activity. The record is from RefSeq and is a predicted model, not a curated record. Bases 257 to 1111 code for a protein of 284 amino acids. Lineage: Eukaryota; Metazoa; Arthropoda; Insecta; Lepidoptera; Sphingidae. The transcript is spliced from 6 exons.